Messenger RNA from Phragmites australis (common reed), 1623 nucleotides. RefSeq names its product protein ATAF2-like. The transcript has a single exon. The record is from RefSeq and is a predicted model, not a curated record. Bases 148 to 1212 code for a protein of 354 amino acids. Gene Ontology annotation, molecular function: DNA binding. Gene Ontology annotation, biological process: regulation of DNA-templated transcription. NCBI's taxonomy places the organism in Eukaryota, Viridiplantae, Streptophyta, Magnoliopsida, Poales, Poaceae.
CCAAUUCGGACUCCGACCCACGCGGAAAAGAUCAAAGGAUUCCGUGUUUCCGACUUGUGAUCAGAUUAUAAAGCCGCCGCCGCGUCAGGUUCCCAACCAUUCUAUAUCUUCGCCGACUCCGCCGCCGCGGCCGCGCCGCCCUCCUCCAUGGCCCGCUCACCGUCGCCGCCCAACAAGCCGCCGUGCGCAGCCUUCGACUCCCACCCCUCCGAUGCGGUGCUCGUCAGAUCGCACCUCCGCCCCUGGAUCGCCUCCGAGCUCAAGGCCGGCACGUUCAUCCACGAGGCCGACGUCUACUCCGUGGACCCCGCCGACCUGACCCGGGAGUUCCCGCCAGCGGUCGCCCAGGACGGCGAGCGGGCGUGGUACUUCUUCACCCCGCUGCACCGCAAGAGCGGCCGUGGGGAGCGGAAGGCGCGCACCGUCGCCACUGGGGACGGGUGGUGGCACAACGAGGCGAAAUCGAAGCCCGUCGUCGACGGCCUCGAGGGGGGGCAACAGAUUGGGCACCGCCAGAGCUUCUCCUUCAUGAAGAAGGAGGGCGGUGUGCGGGUCAGGACGGGGUGGCUCAUGAUGGAGAUCCGCCUCGAACGCGACCACGGGCACGAAGCUCAGGAAGAGGACUCGUUGGGAAAUCGCGUCCUGUGCAAGGUGUACCGCAGCCCGCGUAACCCCGAGCCCAGCGACAGCAAACCCACGGCGGCGGCGGCGGCGCCUGGACUCAAGGCGGAGGCCGACGACGACGAAUCUAGUGCGGCAACGGCGUCUGGACCCAAGGGGAAGGCGGACAACGACGACAGCUCCGAUGCAUCGCUAGCGGCGGCGGCAUCUGGGCGCAAGAGGAAAUCCGGCAACGAGGAAUCCAGUGCGGCCACGGCCACGGCGGCGACGCCUGGCCGCAAGGAGAAGGCGGCGGACGACGAGCACUCCGUCGAGACAUCGGCGGCGGCGCCUGCACGCAACAGGAAGGAGGCGGACGACGACGAGAGCUCGGGCGCGGCAUCGGCGGCGGCGUCUCCGCGCAAGAGGCAGGCCGACGGCAACAGCUCUGGCGCUCCCGUGACCGAGUUGCAGGUGCGGUGCCCUAACUGCGGGUGCGGGUUCCAUCUCGAUGUAGCUGAGGCAGUCGUGGCCGCAGCAAAAUCCAAAGUGGGGACCAAAAUGGAGGCGGGGAUUGCUCAGGUCGACCGCCCGUUCAUCAAGUUCCUGUGAGAUUCAGUGUGAGAUCCCAAACAACUGUUGAGCCGUGAUCGCGAGCAACCCGGACACCUCCUCUGUGAGCUGAGCCAUCAUCGGCACUGAAUGUCGCUUCCCAUGUAGUAAAAGAGUCGUCAUCUAAAAAAAUGAAGCAAAAAAGAGUACAUCUACGAGGUUCAGGAUGGAUAAUUAGGAUAGCUUCUUGAUAUGCUUCCCUCGAACUAUUUCAGCCUCCAACAUCACCUCAUGCCUAGCUUGGAUGUGUCUUCCGUAAGUGCAGACGAAGGUCAAUCUUGUUUGUUCUGACCUUUCUGCUUUGCUCAUCUUGGAGCUGCAGGCAGAUGAAUAUCCAAAUUCAGAUGAAAGCAUACUUGCUAGCCAAAGAUGCGGCAGAAUGAUAUAACGCACUCAAUGUUAGAAUACGAA